AACAGCGCACUUGGGCAGCUCUUCAAGCUGAGCUGGCUGAUCGCUCGGGUUCUGCUGUGGGCUUGUCAGGCGCUUCUGGAUGUUUUGAUAGAGGAGGGAAGACACGCCACCAGGUUUUUGCACAGUCCUCUCAAUUCCUUAACCGUCAAGACAGCAUUUUGAAGAGCUAAACUCGACGACAUGGACACCGCCAAUCAAGACAUUAAUCUGAACUCGCCACACAAAGGCCUGGGCUCGGACUCAAUCUCAGAAAUGCCAGAAGAGAGAGGCGCAGCGGCUGUGAGUCCUGGGACUCUCCCUCCAGGCCUGACAGAAGAAGAGGCAGAGGAACUCAGACUGGAGCUCACUAAGGUAGAGGAGGAGAUCAACACCUUGCGGCAAGUGUUGUCAGCUAAAGAGCGCCACGCAUCGGAGCUGAAGCGCAAACUUGGCCUCAGCCCCCUGACUGAGUUUAAACAGAACAUCACUAAAAGUUGGCAAGACGUCCAGACCUCAAAUGCCUAUGUGACAAUGUCAGAAAAGCUGGGCCAGUGGAAUGAGAAGGUUACAGGGUGUGACAUAUAUCUUUCAGCUUCUUCCACUCUGGAUGACAUUACCAGCUCUGAAGUGUAUAAAAAGACUCAGGAAACGCUGUCUCAGGCUGGACAGAAGACCUCGGCUGCCCUCUCCACCGUUGGCACAGCCAUCAGCAGGAAACUGGGUGACAUGAGAGCUCUUCCUUUCUCUAACUCCUUUGGUAGCAACUACUCCAUUCGUCAUUCAAUAAGUAUGCCAACUAUGAGGAACUCUCCAACCUUCAAGUCAUUUGAGGACAAAGUUGGAAACAUCAAGUAUAAGGUGGUUGGAGGUAAAGCCAAUGGUGAAAGUGCCCACUCUCCGAAUGAGGCGGACCCCGCGCAGGAAAACGCUCCAUUCUGAGAGCCUGCCUCUCUCCACCCAAACACUCAUCUCAUUUCUUUGUGAAUCCUGACUACACCCACACUUCAGUUCUCCAAAUCCUUGCGUUCCUCCAUCCCUCCUUCCUCUGAAACCCCUCCACCUCCUGCUAAGCAUGUGCUUGCUCAUCUCACUAAACACACACAGUACAGGGGACAUCUGUGACAUGAAAUCCUCACAGGUUGUACAAAAGAUGUUGAAUCAUUUUGUAUUAGAAACUAUUUUACACUGCUUUGCAUAACGUUUUUACAUAACUUUUAUCUAUAUAUAAAUAUAUAUAUGAAUAUAAAGGAAAACAGAUAACUAUAUUUAAACCACUGCCAAGCAGCGUUCAUCAGAUGGCAGAGGGGUACAAAAAUACACCAAGGAGAAACAUUUAAAUCCCGAGGGGGGAGGAUUAUAGACCAAUAAAGACAACAAACUGCAGGUUUCUAUGCUGCUGAGCAUUCAGUUGAGUUGUUUUUUUACUCUCAGUACAAUGUGAAGCACUGCUUUGCUGUACACCUGGUGAAUGUCUGACCUUCUCAGUCGGCCUUACACUUUCACUCUGUAUUGCUUUAUUGGUCUCCUGCUGGAAAACAAAUCAUGUAACGUGAAUUAUUAUUAUUUCUUUCUUUAGCUUUGUUCAUUCUUGCUCCUCGUUCAGUUAUUUUCUUCAGAUUGUUGGGAAUGUUUUAUUUAUGCUGUUUACUUUACGGAAAUCGCUUGCCUUUGCUUUGUGCCAUGCUGUUAUUAAAUGCCAUAGGCUCUUUUUUUCCUGUCAGAAUGUUUCACAAACAUAAUUAUCACUUCACAAAGAUCACUGUUCAGUUGUAAACAAAUAAAAAUGCAAUUGUUCUCAUGUGCACUAACCCAAAUUGUAACACAGUCAGUCGAAUUCCUUUUGUUAGCGGCAUUUUUUCCCCCAACAGACAUAAACACUAGUGUAGUCUGUAUGGUAGCACAGUCACUUUUUAACCUGAAUGUUAUUGGGAUUUAUUUCACUAUUAUUAGCAUUUGUAAUCUAUUAUUUUACAUGAAUAUUUUCCUUCGUUCUAUCCUGAUAUUUCAUUUACUAUGGGUGUCGGUGAGUGGCCUUGUUUCAGUUUAAUACAUAGCUGUUUACCACAUGUGGAUACAAGGGAUUACAAAUAUUUGAUUGACUGAUGCCAAUUUCACACGGCUUUCUACCGGAGUCCGUGUGUUAUGCCAUAGAAUUAGUGGGUGGAUGCAACUGUUGAUCUGUGAAUGUUGAAAAGAUGGUGGACAUUCAGAGGGAAAGGACUUUUUUGUUGUUAUUUUUAGUUCAUGUGAUUUCGGAAGGUUAUAGGGAACAGGCACCAUAUAGCUUUAAAAUAGAGAUCGUUUUCGUUUAACACAACAGUGGUGUAACGCUUCAUUUACUUUGUCAGUCGUUUGUAUAUCAAUAAAGCAUUCGUUCAAA
Messenger RNA from Danio aesculapii, 2359 nucleotides. It is a transcript of the gene tpd52l2b, whose product is annotated as tpd52 like 2b. Bases 181 to 918 code for a protein of 245 amino acids. Gene Ontology annotation, cellular component: cytoplasm. The record is from RefSeq and is a predicted model, not a curated record. The transcript is spliced from 10 exons. Lineage: Eukaryota; Metazoa; Chordata; Actinopteri; Cypriniformes; Danionidae.